Messenger RNA from Mytilus californianus (California mussel), 826 nucleotides. RefSeq lists its product as uncharacterized. Lineage: Eukaryota; Metazoa; Mollusca; Bivalvia; Mytilida; Mytilidae. The coding region runs from base 149 to 712 and encodes 187 amino acids. The record is from RefSeq and is a predicted model, not a curated record. The transcript is spliced from 3 exons.
UCUGACAUUUUGAAUUGAGGAAGUACUUUCUCUUCAAAAUGUACAUGUAUUAAUGUAGUUGAAUUUAGAUCUCAUUAAAAGUUUAUUUGUGAUGGAUACAUAAUCAACAUUCUUCAUUAAGAAAUAUCAUACAAAAGUUAAAAAUAACAUGGCACCGAAACCAAAGAUCAGACACGUAGAUUUAGCAGCACUUGGAUUGACCAUUAUGGCUACAAUAGUACAAAUAGUGGGAUUUGGUAUUCCUAAUUGGUGGACAUUCGAAUACUUUGACGGAAGGACAUUGGUCAUUGGAAUAGUAAAAUCAGACGGGUGCGACCAGUUAAAAAGGUGUGACAAAACUUUUAUUGACGUUGAUAAUGGUACAGAAUGGUUAUUUAUGACAAGGAUCUUUGAAUUGUUUGGAGUGAUACUUUGUCUAUUGUCUACAAUUGUCCACAUAGCAUUUCUUCCCACCAGAAAUUUCAACGUUCGGUCUGUAGCCAUCUAUGCACUUGCUGCUGCAAGUAUUUUCAUAUUAGCUGGUUCUAUCAUUUUUGCUGUGAUGCAUACCAAACUUGUAACUACUGUAAAUGAAAAUAAAGGCGAACAAACAACAGGUCCUGGAUAUGGACUUUGCAUCUUUUCGGGACUUUUGGCUAUGGCAGCGGCUAUUGUCACAGGAGCUGUCACCGUACGAAAAGGCGAAGACUAUUAUAUCAUUAAUGCUGUUUAGAGUUGAAUUGUCAAACAAACAAAAUAUCAACAUUUGAAAAAUUUUGUUUUGUUGUAGUUCUAAAAAUAAUUGAUAUGAUUAAGUUUGUAAUAAAAUUAUAGAUUUAUAAUGGUG